AUGUCUGUGCCGCCGGAUCAAAAAGACGAGCUGCUGCUUCUGGCUGGCUCUGGGUCACAGUGGUUCGGGGAUGGGAGGGAGGAGGAGGAGAAGGAGGAGGAGGAGGAAACAGUGACGAUGAAAGGGUUUCACCGGCCACCGUCGCUGCCUCAACAGCAAUACCCGGCAGGAGAGACUUGCUGGAGCGGGGGAGAAGGGGAGCAGCAGGAACUGAGCUCAAGCAAAGAUCGCCAAGAGGAGAAACACCCUCCCGUUGCCAUGGAGACUGCAUCCACAGGUGUUGCAGAUGAGCCUUAUGCUAGAGAUUAUACUCCAGCAGCAGCAAAAGAGGAAGGAGCCUUUUAUACAUCUUUGAUUUCUGACGUCCAUUGUUCAUCCCAGCAGGAUUCUAUGUAUUUUACUGGAAUCCUUCAGAAGGAAAACAAUCAUACUACCCAUUUAGAGAGCACUGCGGAGCUGAAUGCACAAGGCCCUCGCUUGCAAGAUGCAUCUGGCUUGGAGUCUCAUGCUUUAUUUAGUUCUGAUUCUGGAAUAGAGAUGACUCCUGCAGAAUGUACAGAAGUGAAUAAGACCAUAGCAGAUCCUCUAGACCAGAUGAAAGCAGAAGCUUAUAAAUACAUUGACAUAAGUAGGCCAGAGGAAACAAAAUACCAGGAACAAUGGGAAUUGGGCCAGGAAAACAAGGACUCUGAUUUUAAGAAUGAAUGUGCCGAAGCAUCCGUAAAGUUGGAGUGUACCCCUGAAGGGGAGACACAGGCUCCUAUGGAGGUAAAGGGGGUCAAAGAACAUUUAUUGGAAGAAUCGACAUUUGCUCCCUAUAUAAAUGAUCUCUCUGAGGAUCAGCACUGUGUCUCCCUGGUUACAGCACCAGUCAAAAUCACACUGACUGAGAUUGAACCAGUAGCUGAGACUUCUGCCCAAGAGAAGAGCCCAGAGAAACAAGAUACUCAUCUGAAAUCAAGUCAUGAAACUGUUCCAACAGUCACUGUCUCAGAGCCAGAAGAUGACAGCCCUGGAUCAAUGACUCCACCGUCUUCUGCAACAGAACCAUCUGGCUCAGAGUCCCAAGGUAAAGGCAGCCUCUCAGAAGAUGAGCUUAUCAUUGCCAUCAAGGAAGCAAAGGGAGUAUCUUUGGAAGCCACUGAAAGCCCAAAGGAGGUGGUACAGGUUCCUGAUAAACCAGAGCCCCAAAACAAGUCUGGACCACCAGGCGCCCCAUGCCCUUUGGACCAUGAAGUUAGCAGUGCUGAAUCUGGUGACUCAGAGAUAGAGCUUGUCUCUGAAGAUCCUUUGGCUGCAGAAGAGAUGCUGCAGUCCACCUAUAUGACUUUUAGCCAUAUCAGUGGUCCUCCACCAUCUCCUGCCUCUCCUUCUAUUCAGUACAGUAUCCUGAGAGAGGAGCGAGAAGCAGAAUUGGACAGUGAGCUCAUCAUUGAAUCCUGUGAUGCCUCCUCUGCUUCUGAGGAAAGCCCUAAAAGGGAGCAGGACUCUCCUUUGAUGAAACCCAUAAUCAUGGACAUUAUCCAGGAGGAAAAUGGUUCCAGGACAGAGAACCUUGGGGCUUCUGAAUAUGAUGAGAGCAACAGUGCCAAGGAGAGUAAAAUGAACAGGCAAAACCUGGCAGAGUCAGCAUCGUACCUGAAAUGCUCCUUUGUUUCCCCACAAAUCAGCACCGAGCUCCCUAUGUCUGAUGGCAGAACUGAAGAAGUAAAGGGGAAACUAUCCCAGAAGACAACAGCUGGUGUGACAGGUGUUAAUCAGAGUAAUCUGUCUCCAAAGGACUCUGGGCAAAAAAUCUGGUCCUCGCUCCCACUGCUGUUUUUAAAUAAGCAAAAAGUGAUCGACCUGUUGUACUGGCGUGAUAUUAAGCAGACUGGCAUAGUGUUUGGAAGCUUCUUGUUACUGCUCUUCUCUCUGACCCAAUUCAGUGUUGUCAGUGUGGUAGCCUACCUGGCCUUGGCUGCACUCUCGGCCACCAUUAGCUUCAGAAUCUACAAGUCUGUCUUACAAGCCGUGCAGAAAACCGAUGAAGGGCACCCAUUCAAGGCAUAUCUGGAGCUCGAGAUCUCUCUUUCCCAGGACCAGAUUCAGAAGUACACAGACUACCUGCAGUUAUAUGUGAAUAGUGCAGCUAAAGAACUGAGAAGACUCUUUCUGGUCCAAGAUCUGGUGGAUUCCUUAAAGUUUGCAGUGCUAAUGUGGCUACUGACUUAUGUUGGUGCUCUCUUCAAUGGCCUGACACUGCUGAUAAUGGCUGUGGUGUCGAUGUUUACUCUCCCAGUAGUAUAUUUUAAGCACCAGGCACAGAUUGACCAAUAUUUGGGACUUGUGAGGACUCACGUAAAUACUGUUGUGGGAAAGAUUCAGGCCAAAAUCCCAGGAGCAAAAAGGCAGACAGAGUAAUUUGGAUUCCCAACAGGCAACUAGGGAUUAAACUGGAGUGGUAAAAGCUCUGUUCUUACACUUUACUGCAAAUCGAUUGUU
Molecule: messenger RNA, 2484 nt
Organism: Gracilinanus agilis (Agile Gracile Mouse Opossum)
Lineage: Eukaryota; Metazoa; Chordata; Mammalia; Didelphimorphia; Didelphidae
Gene: RTN1
Product: reticulon 1
Exons: 9
Coding region: 1-2403 (800 amino acids)
Biological process (GO): neuron differentiation; endoplasmic reticulum tubular network formation; brain development
Cellular component (GO): neuron projection; postsynaptic density
Source: RefSeq, a predicted model, not a curated record